AUGUCUUCAUCUGGAAAUGUGAAAGAGAAAGAGAGUAAGAAUAUGUCUUCUUCUUCAUCAGUUACUGGGAAUGUGAAUGGUGGGGUUACAGAUGAACAAAACAACAGCGAGUCGGUGCUGCGACAAUUCGACCUGAACAUGGAUUAUGGGCCUAGCAUUGGGCUGACGAGGCUGGAACGAUGGGAGCGUGCAAAGAAGUGGGAUAUGAAUCCUCCGCAGGAAAUUAAGGAACUGAUCUUGAAGAGUGGUAAUGAUCAGCAAGAAGGCCUAUGGAACAAACGCGUUUAG
Messenger RNA from Medicago truncatula (barrel medic), 288 nucleotides. Its product is annotated as DNA polymerase delta subunit 4. Gene Ontology annotation, biological process: DNA synthesis involved in DNA repair; DNA-templated DNA replication. Bases 1 to 288 code for a protein of 95 amino acids. Gene Ontology annotation, molecular function: DNA-directed DNA polymerase activity. NCBI's taxonomy places the organism in Eukaryota, Viridiplantae, Streptophyta, Magnoliopsida, Fabales, Fabaceae. The transcript has a single exon. The record is from RefSeq and is a predicted model, not a curated record. Gene Ontology annotation, cellular component: delta DNA polymerase complex.